AAACCUUAUGAAAAUUCUCUUUCAGGAAAACUCUUCAAUCUCAGAAAGAUUCUCACCAACAACUAUGUCAUCGAACACAGAUAUUUCUCUCUCUUCAUAUGAUGAAGACCAGGGAUCCAAACUCAUCAGAAAAGCUAAAGAGGCCCCUUUUGUCCCCAUAGGAAUCGCGGGCUGUGCGGCAAUCGUGGCGUACGGCUUGUACAAACUGAAGAGCCGGGGAAACACCAAGAUGUCGGUCCACCUGAUCCACAUGCGCGUGGCAGCACAAGGCUUUGUUGUGGGAGCCAUGACUGUUGGGAUGGUCUAUUCCAUGUAUCGGGAAUACUGGGCCAAACCUAAGCAGUAGAAGAAGAGAUGCGGCCACCGUCUUGUUGGUGUUACUUGAUGAGACACAUCCUUUUGAGGUUCUAUGUUUAUGUUGAAGAUAAAUUAUUUACAUGAGUUCACUGUUUUGAAGAUAGGCUUUCUCUUUUGCAGGCUUGGCUUCCCUGGUGACCAAAUUACUAGUGUCUAAAUCAUGAACUAGGUCAUUCCAGGGAGUCCAGUCUGUAAAAAGAGGCUGGCCACCCAAAUUCACUAGAUAGUGAUAAGAUGUCCACAUUCUUAAACUCUUGGGAUGCGGUUAGUUCUGAAGCAGACGGCAGGCCCAGGCUAAAGGACAUCCAGCUGCUGUGGAAGGCCACCUUUGGGUGCUGUGCAGCGUGUCGCAGGCACCAGUGGACUGGCUUUUCUUUCUGCUUGCCUCGUGGGCCGGUCGAUCCCUCCAUUCCUAGGGCAAGUCUACUCUCAAAGAACUCCUUCCGAAAAACGGGUGGAAUCUAACCUACAGCUGAAAACGUGUGUGUUCAAAUUAAACCUGAAAAGUGAAUAAUAGCUGCUUAGAUAACUUAUUUUAGAAUCAUUCUUGUCCGCAUGAGAAUAACCUAAUUAUGGAUUCCUCUUUAGCCCUUUUGUAAUUGCAGAGGUAUAUUUUUGCUGCUGCCAUGUUAAUCUUUAAUUGUCAUCCUCAAGUAAGAAUUGUGUAUUUUAAUUGCUAAUCCAAAAGUAAAGAGCAUUUUUAAAAUGUG
This is a messenger RNA of Echinops telfairi (small Madagascar hedgehog), 1067 nucleotides long. RefSeq names its product HIG1 hypoxia inducible domain family member 1A (gene HIGD1A). Lineage: Eukaryota; Metazoa; Chordata; Mammalia; Afrosoricida; Tenrecidae. The record is from RefSeq and is a predicted model, not a curated record. The coding region runs from base 8 to 346 and encodes 112 amino acids. Gene Ontology annotation, biological process: negative regulation of apoptotic process; mitochondrial respirasome assembly. The transcript has 3 exons. Gene Ontology annotation, cellular component: mitochondrion.